Molecule: messenger RNA, 3582 nt
Organism: Rotaria sordida
Lineage: Eukaryota; Metazoa; Rotifera; Eurotatoria; Philodinida; Philodinidae
Source: the annotation of a GenBank genome assembly
AUGAGUGACAGUAUUUCUAUUAGACGACGACAACGUCCAUCAGUGACUUCUUCAAAUAUUAGUGGUUUUUCUAUACCAACAAGUAAUCAUACUAGUUUUAAUCGUAGUCGUCGUUCAUCAUGGUCUGAUUCAAAAAAAGUUUGGAAUGCUUCUGAUGAAACAGAAAAUUAUUCUGAUUCACGUACAUUAAUAUUAAAAAAAUUAGAUGGUUAUUAUCGUAAAGUAAAACGUCAAAUUCUUGCUUUUCAAAGUUUAACAACUGGUCUUUUUCCAAAUCAUCUUGAAUCAAAUAAAAAUAUUGCACAUGUUGUUGAAAAUGUUUUUUGUUCCAUUGCAGUAUGGGCAUUACGACAAUGUUAUUGUAAAAUCGAUAAUGAUCAAGGACGAUCACAUGAAUUAGGACAAGCAGCUGUUAAAUGUAUGCGUGGAAUUCUUAAUUGUUGGAUGAAACAAGCAAAAAAAGUUGAAAUAUUUAAAAGUGAACAAUCAACAUAUGAUGCUUUACAUUCAAAAUUUAAUGUAUUUGAUGGUAGUGAAGUUGAAGAUGCUGAUGAAGUUGGUCAAUUACAAAUAUGUGCUAUUUCAAUUUAUUUACUUACACUUGUACAAAUGAUUACAUCAAAUCUUUUAAUUAUUUUUUCUAUGGAUGAAGUUGAUUUUGUUCAACAACUUGUUUUUUCAAUUGAACGUGCUUAUCGUACACCUGAUUAUGGUAUAUGGGAACGAGGAAGUAAAUAUAAUACAAAUACAUGUGAACUUCAUGCUAGUUCAAUUGGUAUGGCAAAAGCAGCACUUGAAGCGAUGAAUGGUUUUAAUUUAUAUGGUGAUCAAGGAGCUAAUUGGUCUGUAGUUUAUGUUGAUGCGGAUGCUCAUAAUCGAAAUCGAACAACAUUUGAUACACUUUUACCACGUGAAUCAGCAUCAAAAAAUACUGAUGCUGCUUUAUUAUUAACAGUUGGUUGGCCAACAUUUGCUAUACAUAAUGAAACACUUGUAGGUAGUACAGUAAGAAAAUGUAUAAGAAAAUUACGUGGUACACAUGGUUUUAAACGAUUUUUACGUGAUGGUCAAUAUACAGAUUUAGAAUCGAGAGAUGAAAGAUUUUAUAAAGAACCUGAAAUUAAAAAAUUUGAUAAAAAUGAAUGUGAAUGGCCUAUGUUUUUUGCAGUAAUGGUAAUCGAUGGUAUUUUCAAAAAUAAUCAAACUCAAGUUGAUGAAUAUUUACAUGCAUUAAAUCCUCUUUUACGACGUACAACUGAAGUACAUUGCCGCACGAAUUCAUCUACAACUAAUGCUGAAUGCGAAUCAUUAAAAUCACGUGAUAUGAUGGCUCAUUAUUAUUAUAUUGAUCAUGCAAAACAACAAAGUAGUGCAGAAAGUGAAUCUAGUGAUCGUAGCACUAUUCAACAAACUUCAUUUGCUUGUAGUACAGAAAUUCUUCAAGGAAAUUUUUUUCUUUUUGGUCAAGCUGUUUGGAUUAUAUGUCAAUUACUUGUUGAUAAACUUUUAACAGUUAGUGAUCUUGAUCCUAUUCGACGUUAUUUACCUCCAUGUGAUCGACCAAAACGAAACUCAAGAUAUUCAUCUAUACAAGAUGCAUCACGUUAUCAAUAUUCACCAAAUGCAUAUAAAUUAAUGCCACAUCAACUAGUUGAUAAAAAUAAACCAAUAAAUAGAUCAAUAUUAUCAAAUAUAACUUUUUCGGAUCUUGUCAUUCAUGUUGUUCCUAUAUCAGAAUCAGUUCGUUUACAACAAGUAUUAGCAACAUAUGGUAUUCAAACUCAAACACCAAAACAAAUUGAACCAAUUUUAAUAUGGCCACCAGCAGAAUUAGUUAAAUUAUAUGGACACUUAGGUGCUAAUGAAAAAUUUGGUUUUAGUGGACGUCCUAUGCGACCAAUUGGUGUACUUGGUACAUGUAAAGUCUAUCAAAUUGCUUCAAAAACAAUCAUAUGUUAUCCAUUAACAUUUGAAACAACAGACUUUUAUAUGUCAAGUGAUAUGAAUUUAUUAUUAGAUAAUAUUCGAAGUGAUUUGGAAUUUAUUACGAGAUGUUGGCGUCUUAAAGGUCGACCAAUUUAUUUAAUAAUGUUACGUGAACAACAUCUUCGAGGACCACAAAAAUCAGAUCUCUUGGAAUUAUUAACUCAAAUUCGUGUUGGCAAACUUUCGUCAACUAUAUGUGUACGACUUGAACGUUUACAAACAGCUAUAUCAAGUGCUUGUAUAGAACAUCUUGAUUUUUUAAAUAAUACAACAUGUUCAACUAUUGAUUGGAAAUCAGUUGCUGUAACUGAAUAUAGAAAUGUACAUGAGAUUGGUCAUUAUAAAUCUUUAACAGAUAUAACAAAAACAGUUAUUGUCAAUGAUGAUAUUGAUUAUAUUAAUCAUGAAUUUAAAGAUCAACAUGAAAUAGACUUACGUGAUUUUAUCUGUAAUACAGAUGUAGCAAUCGGAUCUUUAAAAAAACAUACAUUAGCUACAUAUGAAUUAUAUCGACGUGGUGGUCUUGAUUGGAUGAUUCGAGAAAAUUAUCGUGUGAAAAAUCAUCUACAAUUUUUAAUGAAAGAAGCAAGCACAUGUCAAAAUUGGGCUGUUAUUCGUUUUGUAUCGAGUCUUUUACAUAAAAUGGUUGAUAGUUUAGCUCCAUCUGUUACUAAUUUACUUGUCCGAGGAAAAAUAGUAACUAUUGGAAUUUUUGGUUAUGAAGAAUCCGUUGUUGAUAAACCAAUGCGUCCAAAUGAAAUUUUUAAGAUAUUAUAUAGUGACAAAGUAUUUGGGCAUAGUAUAUUUCAUGCUGUUCUUUUACAAGAAUUACUUCUUAAUAUUUCAGUAUUUAUGAAUACAUUUCCACAACUUUUUAAUGGUAUUCUUAAAAUACGACUUGGAUGGGUACUUGAAGCAAUGAAACUUGGAUUAGAAUUUUUUAGAGCUGAUGCUGACGAGACUGUUACAUUAAAUACAAUAUCACCAAAUGAUAUCAAACAAUUACUUUAUUAUGUUUUAACAACCAAUGUACAACAAUCAACAUUACAAGGUGCUGAUAUAGAACCAAGAUCAUCACUUCAAAAACGACAAAUGGAUGGUGCUUUAUCACGUGUACCAACGAAUUUUUAUGAACAUGUUUGGUCUAUACUUGAACGAACACCAAAAGGAAUUAAAUUAUGCAAUAUUUUACUUCCACAACAACCAACAUUAUCUGAUAUGACUGAUUAUGAAUUAAAUUUUUCAUUAAAAAUUGAAGAAAUGCUUAGUCGAGUAUUUGAUCCAGCUUAUCGUUGUCUUGUUGUAGAAAUGUUUGAAGCAAUAAAUGUUUUACUUCAACGUAAUCCAGAAUUAUGUUUUAUUCAACCACUUGAUGUUGAUUAUUUAAUAAAUGAAGCAGUAAAAUUAUUUCAACAACAAAAUAAUUCUGUUGAUCCUUAUAAAGAUUUUUAUAAUCUUCCAAUUAGUCUUGUUGGUGGUUCAACUGGUUAUAUGAUUCAAGUUAUAAUUAAUUAUUUAUUUAAUGUUCAUAUUCAAAAAUCAGAUUUUGCUGAUAUAAAUGCUGGUGUAAACAUUAAUAUAUGCAAGAUUUCAUGA